Nothoprocta perdicaria is the source of this 746-nucleotide messenger RNA. It is a transcript of the gene NTAQ1, whose product is annotated as WDYHV motif containing 1. Lineage: Eukaryota; Metazoa; Chordata; Aves; Tinamiformes; Tinamidae. Gene Ontology annotation, molecular function: protein-N-terminal asparagine amidohydrolase activity; protein-N-terminal glutamine amidohydrolase activity. Gene Ontology annotation, cellular component: nucleus; cytosol. The coding region runs from base 1 to 582 and encodes 193 amino acids. The record is from RefSeq and is a predicted model, not a curated record. The transcript has 6 exons.
AUGGAGCCCAAGCUCUGCUGGAGCGAGGAAAAUGUGUGGAAGCUCUGCGACUACAUCCGAAGCCGGCAGCGGUACCCGCUGGARGAAUUCUACGCGGUUUUCAUCUCCAACGAGAGGCGGAUGAUUCCCCUAUGGAAGCAGAAGUCUGGACACGGAGAUGAGCCAGUUGUCUGGGACUACCAUGUUAUUUUGCUUCAUGUUUCGAGUGGSGAGCAGAACUUCAUCUAUGACCUGGACACGGUGCUGCCCUUUCCGUGCCCCUUUGAGGUGUACGGUGAGGAAGCCUUCAGGCUGGAUGAAGGCCUUCGCCCAGAGUUUCACAGGAAAAUCAGACUGAUUCGAGCAGAUUUGUACCUGAGGACAUUUGCUUCAGACCGUUCUCAUAUGAAAGAUGCCAAUGGCAAGUGGCAGAAACCUCCUCCUUCCUACCCUUGCAUUGAAACUGCAGACUCCAAGAUGAACUUGGAUGAUUUCAUCAGCAUGAAUCCCARCGUCGGAUGGGGCUCCGUGUUGCCCCUUGCGGACUUUGUGCGUCGCUUUGGCAGACAGACUGAUUCCCACUGCUCCUUGGGAGGACCCUGAGGGAACCAGAGAAGGUUUCUCUGCUAUUACUAUGUUCAUGUGUUUUGCUGCUCCUGUGUUGUAUUUAUCGAUCAUUUACAUUUCUUCACAUGGAAUAAGUAUUUGGGCAAAUAGAGUAUCUGGUCAGGAAUAUCAUAAACUGAAUAAAAAACCUUUAUUUUGAU